GUUUUUACCUUUCCUUCUUUUCUCUUCACGCGACUCUGCGCAUCAUGGAGGCGCGCGUUGAUUUUGAUAUCAAUGAGGCGAUUAAGCUGUUCGACAGCGAUCCCUCGACGAUUCCAACGCCUGAAGCCCCUCAAGCACUGCAAGAGUGUGAAGAUGACCCAGAAGCACUGUCCUCGCUGGCGUUGAUCAACAGUGAACUGAACCCUGUGGUUGAUGCUGUAGCGGAAAGCCCAGACGCGAUCAUGCGCAGUUCUGUUUUUGACACACUCCAGUUCCUUCUCAAGAACUCAUCGCAAAUACCACCAACUGCACUCGGCAAGAUCCUCGACCUGAUAGUGUCCGCGCUUUCCACACAAGCCGACAUCGCACAUGCCGAUCUCGAAGCCGAAGAACAAGGUGCAAUCCCACAUCACAAGAACCUCCUAGAGAUGUACGCCUUCCUGUUACGAUGGACCAUAUCCGCAGUCGAAACAAGAGCGCUAGAGAAGUCAGCGUCAGCGCCAGCAGCAAGAGGGAGGGGCAAGACUGGGAAGUCGAAAUCAGGAACGAGCAAGGACGGAACAUGGGACGCGGCAGCACAGCUCGAGACGGCGCUCGAUAGGGUCAGCAAAGUCCUGAAGCUCAAGCUGAGUCGCAUAUUCGUCACCACAUCGGAACGAGACACUUUCAUCGGCCUUUUCACCAAGCCUGUCUACCACAUCCUGGAAAACGAAGCCAGAGUCAAGAACAACGCCAUCCGAAACCACUGCUUCAGAGUGCUCUGCAUUUCUGUCAAGCAUCACGGCCAUGCGUACACCGCACAAACAUCCAUCAACCAGUGCCUCACGUACUUCGAACAUCUCUCUGAGCCCAUGGCCGAGUUCCUCCACACCCUCGCCGACGCAUACGAUUACUCGCAACUCGCCGAGGAUGUACUCAAAGACAUCAGCACCAAGGAAUACAGCGCUACAGAUUUGAAAGGUCCCAAAUCCGUCUCGACGUUCCUGAUCAAGAUAUCUGAGCUGUUACCGAACCUCAUUAUCAAGCAAGGAGCACUGCUCAACAACCUACUCGACAGCGAGGCAUACACUUUGCGAUGCGCCAUGAUCGAAGUGUGCGGCAACCUGAUCAACAUGCUUAGCAAGUUGAGCCAGGAUGACCGCAGCGACGCCCAUAAGAGGAACAUCGAUAUCUUCUUCGAUGUACUUGAACAGCGAUUCCUCGACAUCAAUCCAUACUGUCGUUGCCGAGUCAUGCAGGUCUAUGUCAAGCUUUGUGACCUUCCGCACAUGAGCUCGAAACAAGGGCGCAAGCGCCGACAGACAGCUGCAGACUAUGCUGAACAGAGUCUGAAGGAUAAGAGCAGUAACGUACGACGAAACGCCAUCAAGCUGCUAUCGAAACUUGUCGAGACACAUCCAUUCUCGGCGAUGUACAACGGUCUGUUGUCGACGGAGAGCUGGGAGCAAGGACUUGAGAGUAUCGAUGCGAAUAUCGCAGCGUUGAAGCCUCCGGCGGAAGAGCUCCAGGAGCGUGCACCGGGCGAAGUUGACGAGUCCAUACUACUUGAUGCAACACAGGCAGACGCUGGUGCAGCGAAAAAUCCGGCCGAGAUGAGCGAGGAGGAGAAGGCUGCAAUAGUUGCAAAGGUGCAAAAAGACGCCGAAACUGUCCAGGACCUUGAAAAGUUCAACAAGGUACGCUCAUUCGUCCGGCAAGCUCUGAGGUUCAUCGAAGUCAUCAACGAUGCGGCAGAGCAGGUGAUGCAGCUGCUCUCUUCGAAGAACAAGAGUGAGGUCAUCGAGGCGAUGGAUUUCUUCACCACUAUCGACGCGUACAAGAUCGCGAAUGCUAGGCUCGGCAUCAAGAGGAUGCUUCGGCUCAUCUGGACCAAGGGCAACAGCGACGAAGGCAAGGGCGUUCAGGCGCAUCUCAUCGAUUGCUACAAGGGCCUGUUCUUCAAUGCACCCCCGGGCUGCGAUGCGAACCAGGCUGCCAACUACAUCACUCGUGGCAUGAUCAGUCUGACCUUCGACACAACGCCAGCCGAUCUCAUUUCUCUCGAACAACUCCUCAGUACUAUGAUGAAGCAAGGCUUGGUUAAUGGCCUAGUCGUUGAGAAGCUCUGGGGUAUAUACGGGUAUCAAAAGAAGGACAUCUCCAUGAGACAGCGCCGAGGCGCCAUCAUCGUUCUGGGUAUGCUGGCGCUUUCUUCGCCCGAUAUUAUCGUGCAAGAGAUGGAGACAUGUCUGAAAAUUGGCUUGGGCAAACUCGGUCGUCGCGAUUUUGGGCUCGCUCGUUACACCUGCGUCGCUCUGCGCCGAAUCAGCGCAGCCUCCGGGAAACAGCAGGCUGGUGAGGCUCCCGCUCCAUCCGUCAAACUACCAAACGAUCAUGCUGUUUUGGUGAGGUUGGCUGCGAUGUGCGAGCUGGAGUCUGACAGCAAGGAUUGGUUCGGAGUCGCAGAUCAAGCGAUCAGUGCGAUCUAUGUACUUUCGAAACACCCAGAUGUGCUCUGUUCGGAGGUUAUCAGACAGGUGGCUAAACGUGUAUUCGCCCCGAAGGCACCUUCUCGCCCAACAUCGAGCUCAGGCCCGAAAGACGAAGGCCCGGAUCCUAUGGAUGUGGAUGAGGAUGAGGAGAUGCCGGACGCCCCCACCGUUGACGCUCCACAACCGAAGAAACAGAACUCGGCUCUAGCACUGUCGCAGCUCCUCUUCAUUGUCGGGCAUGUUGCCAUCAAACAGAUUGUUCACCUCGAGCUCUGCGAAUUGGAGUUCAAGCGUCGAAAGGCUGAGAAGGAGAAGGACAAAAAGGCGGUGCCUCGAAAGUCGUUAGCCCCUGAGCCAACACCCAUGAAGAAGGGACGCAAGAGAGGCAUGGUUAAGGACCCAACUCCUGCACCUGAGGCUGACGCAGAUGAUCUUGAUCUUAUGGCGGGUACCAACGAGGAUGACUUCACAGACGCUAUUGCUCACGUUCGUGAGCGCGAACUGUUGUUCGGUCCACAGUCCCUUCUCGCCAACUUCGGCCCCUUAGUGUCGGAUAUUUGCGCCAACAACACCUCGUACAACCACCCAACAUUGCAGGCUCAAGCUGCACUCUGCUUGGGCAAGCUUAUGUGCGUUAGUCAGGAGUACUGCGAGAGCAAUCUCAACCUUUUGCUCAUCAUCCUUGAGCGCAGUCAAGAUGCCAUCGUCCGUAGCAACCUUGUUAUUGCUCUUGGUGACAUGGCUGUAUGCUUCAACCACUUAGUCGAGCAGGACACUGAGUUCCUGUAUCGCCGUCUCAAUGACAGUGAUCAAAGCGUCAAGCGGACGUGUCUCCAGACCUUGACCUUCCUGAUUUUGGCUGGUCAGGUCAAGGUCAAAGGUCAGCUUGCCGAGAUGGCCAAAUGCAUCGAGGACAGCGACAAGAAGAUAACAGAGAUGGCACGCCAGUUCUUCAGCGAAUUAGCUACAAAGGACAAUGCCAUCUACAACCAGUUUGUCGAUAUGUUCAGUACCCUCAGUGCUGAUACUGCGCUCAGUGAAGAUGCAUUCAAGCGCAUCAUCAAGUACCUUGCUGGGUACAUCGAGAAGGAGAAACAAGCCAAACAACUCUCUGCUAAACUCGCCGCUCGAUUGCCGCGAGCCGAAAACGAGAGACAAUGGCGAGAUGUUGAGUACACAUUGGGCUUCCUCCAGCACAAGGACGAGGAGAUCCAAAAGAUGCUGUCUGAAGGCUUCAAGGUGGUUCAGGCGUUAGCUUAGAGUCCUAUGCUUUUCUUUCUUUCAUCGUUGCUUGUCAUGAAUUACGCGAUAUGAUACCUCGGGCUGGGUCAGGGUUGGUACGGCG
Molecule: messenger RNA, 3816 nt
Organism: Macroventuria anomochaeta
Lineage: Eukaryota; Fungi; Ascomycota; Dothideomycetes; Pleosporales; Didymellaceae
Exons: 3
Coding region: 45-3731 (1228 amino acids)
Biological process (GO): meiotic chromosome condensation; mitotic cell cycle; mitotic chromosome condensation
Cellular component (GO): nucleus; condensed chromosome, centromeric region
Molecular function (GO): histone binding
Source: RefSeq, a predicted model, not a curated record